GGUGAGAAUCAAUUUAUGAAAAUAGAUGAAUAAAAAAGACAUUUGCCGAGGCAACACAAUAUACGCUAACCUCACUAUGCGAUUACGGCAUUUCGUCCGUAAAGUAAUUACAAAUUUGUAUUCGACUAAUAUUUAAACGUGCCUUUUCAACAGUGUCUAUUUUUGUAUAUUUAUAGAUAAAACAUUCGGGUACAUCGAUUUAUAUAAUUUUUUGUUGAUACAAAGAGUGAAUAAUCUGUGCUUGAUCUUUUAUAUAGUAAACAUUUAUUAUGCUGCUAUAAAACAAUAUUUCUUAUAACAAAUGUUAUAUAAUCCUAUACAAAAUACUUAAACAUAUUUAUUAUUUAUCAGAAUAAUAGUAAAUGAAUAUUUUGUUUACUCAUGUUUUAUCUCUAUAUCAGAACUUAUAGAAACAGAAUAUAUACAAAUUAUUGAUCAAAAGUAAGAAACAAGGAAUCAAAUAAAAUGAUGUAUGAGCAAACUUUUUUAAUUGAUAAAAAUGUUCCUUGUAUUACUGAGUUGUUUAGUAAAACUUUUCGAAUAGUGACAGAAGAAAAUUAUUCUUUACCUAGGCCAGAUUGUAUGUUUAAAGAAAAUCCGUGGUAUAUUAAAGAAUUACAGAUCUUGAAAGAUCAAUUAAACGAAGUGAAAAAUCGUCUAAAUAGUUUUAAUCUGGGUGAGUGGCAUGAACAUACAAGUAAUAGAAACAAAGCAGGACAAGUUCAAUACCGUGUACGAAGAGAUAUCAAACCAGAAUUAGUGACACAAGCUUGGUGCAAAUUUUAUGAAAUAUUAAGUUUUUUUGAUGUUGUGCCACAAAAUGAAAUUAUAAAAAACAAUAAUAGUUUUACUUCUGUGCACUUAUGUGAAGCUCCUGGAGCUUUCAUAACAUCCUUAAACCAUUGGUUGAAAACAAAUACUAGAUUUAAUUGGAACUGGUUAGCUACAUCACUAAAUCCAUAUUAUGAAGGGAAUUCUUUGAAUAAAAUGAUUAAUGAUGAUCGUUUCAUUAUACAUACAUUGAAUCAUUGGUGUUUUGGCAAAGACAACACUGGAAAUCUUAUGGAUUUAAAGAAUUUAGAUGAACUUGUAAAAAAGGCAAAAGUAAAUGAUAAUAUAUUAUUGAUUACUGCUGAUGGAAGUAUAGAUUGUAUGGAUGUCCCAGGUGAACAAGAAACAGUUGUAUCUCAUUUACAUUAUUGUGAAACAGUUGCUGCAUUACACUUAUUAAAUGAAGGAGGAAGUUUUGUAAUAAAAAUAUUUACUACUUUUGAGCAUAGUUCCAUAUGUCUACUUUAUUUAUUAUCUUGUUGUUUCUAUAAAGUAUUUAUAACAAAACCAGCUACUAGUAAAGAAGGAAAUUCAGAAACUUAUGUUGUGUGCAUGAAUUUUAAAGGAUCAGAAUAUAUUGCACCUUAUUUACGAACAUUACAGAAAUAUUAUGAAUCUGGUCCUAGUACAGCAAUAUUUUGUAGAAAGGAUAUUCAUCCUGACUUUAUAACAAAAAUAAUAAACUGCAGUCAGUUUUUUAAAGAGAUACAAACAUCUGUCAUAAUGAACAAUGUAAUAUCUUUUAAAUCUAAUGAAGAAAUUGAUAACAAAAUCAUAAAUGAAAUAAAGAUUAUACAAAAACUUGUUGCUGAAAAAUAUUUGAAAGAUUGCAACUUAAAGCCAUUACCACCAGGCUGUGAAAUAGUGGAAAAAGAUGAAUCAAGAAAUACAGUUUUUAUAAAAGCAGGUAGGAAACAAUUAUAUGAAUCAUAUGAUAAGCGCCGUGAAAAAGCAAACAAAUCACCAAUGCAACGUUUAAUAGAAUAUUGGGAUCUAACAAAAGAAAUCUUCAAUGGAGUAUUCAUGAGUAAAUCAUAUAAUUUUCAGUUUUCUGAUGAGCACAUAAUUCUAGAGUAUUGCAUAGGAAAACCAUUCUACAAAUUAUUUAAUUCGAGAUUUUGUAAUUCAAGAAUUUUAAAUAUACAAAUUGAUUUAGAAAAUAUUUUGGAUAUAUUGCACAUGAAAAAAUUUUUUCCUUCUAAUGAAGAUACACACAACUUAUUACAAGAAUUACAUACAACUUUAAAUUGCAAAAUAUUGUGUUUUCAAUACACAGAUAUUCCUUGUGAUUCUAAAAUUAUUUCAAGACUUUGUCAACUAUUGCAAAUGCUUGUAUAUAAAGACAGUCUUGUGUUAAUUGGUUAUUCUUUAUUAACACGUUUAAAUGUUAGUCUUCUCUAUCUUUUGAGUUACACAUUUCAUUCAAUAGAAUUACAAUCUCAUGAUAAAGUAGGAUGUUUAAUAAUCUUGAAAAACUAUAAAAAUGAUGCAAGCAUACUUAAAAUUUGGGAGAAAAUUAAUAUUACGGAAAAUGCAUUACGGACAGAAGGAAAAACUAUAUUGUCUUUACUUCCUGUAUCAUAUUUAUAUGAUUGGGCUGCAUAUCCUAAGAUUGUGGAGUGCAAUCACUGGAUUAUUAAGAAAUAUCUUAAUUAUCUUAUAAAUAAUGCAAUGGAAAAGAUUAAUCAAUGUUAGAUAAAUUUUUAUAAAAAAAAGCAUUAUAAUAGAGAUAUAAUAAAUAAUGUGUACUUAUCAAAAAUGUAU
Messenger RNA from Vespula vulgaris, 2595 nucleotides. It is a transcript of the gene aft, whose product is annotated as cap-specific mRNA (nucleoside-2'-O-)-methyltransferase 2. The coding region runs from base 466 to 2526 and encodes 686 amino acids. Gene Ontology annotation, molecular function: methyltransferase cap1 activity. The transcript has 3 exons. NCBI's taxonomy places the organism in Eukaryota, Metazoa, Arthropoda, Insecta, Hymenoptera, Vespidae. Gene Ontology annotation, cellular component: cytoplasm; nucleus. The record is from RefSeq and is a predicted model, not a curated record. Gene Ontology annotation, biological process: 7-methylguanosine mRNA capping.